AUGUCGUACCCGACUCUUCCAACAAAUCUCCCUCCGGCGACGCCGCAGAAACCCCUUCCUGGAGCUUACUUUCAGACCCCGGCACCAGCUACAGCACGGCCUCUCCCUCCCAAGUCGCCAUUGCAGACUCAACCCCAGACGCCCAUGCCAAAGCUCCCUCCAGCAGCCUCGAAGACCAAAAAUCAAACAGUGAGCACCGAGGAACGCGGGGCGCGAACGAUCAAUAGCAGCUUGCAAAGCGAAUCGCGUUAUCCGGACCUUGAUAGCUAUCUAUCCCAGGGCUCCUCGUCUGAGUACAACAUCCCCGUAUCUCAAUCAUGGGCACCAUUCCAAAAAGUCAAAAUGUACGAUAUCCCCGACCAGAUUUUCGAUCAAUACAACCGCGCACAAGUUUCGACCAGCAUGGGUCUGUUCGCUGAGUUAAACCACGCGUGGGUCGCGAUUGAUAAUGCAUUGUACAUUUGGGAUUUCACACAUCCCAACCCGCAAUUGGUGGGAUUCGAGGAACAGCCUAACAGCAUCAAUGCUGUAAAGCUGACCAAACCGCGCUCGGGAGUUUUCUUGCCUGCGAUCACCCAUUUGUUGGUCAUUGCGACGACUGCGGACAUCAUUCUGCUGGGAAUGGGCUAUGAAAACACGCCCAGUGGAGGUCGACAAGUUUCUCUGUAUCACACGGGGAUGUCAGUGGCAGUCCGUGGCUUGGAUAUAAAUGUUUUUGCAGCAUCACCAUCCACCGGACGCAUUUUCUUUGGAGGGUCGUCUGACACUGAUGUACACGAGGUCACUUACCAACAGGAGGAAAGGUGGUUCCAGGGCCGCUGUGGCAGAGUCAACCAUACCAGCUCCCGUCUAUCCGCUUUCAGGCCUUCGAUGAGCCUGACAAAUCUUGCACAAAGCGCCGCCGAGCAUGUAGUGCAGAUGGCACUUGACGACAGCCGGAACUUGCUCUACACACUCUCCUCCUCGUCUACAAUUCGCGUGUUCCACAUGGGACCUGAGAACACUUUGACACUCGCAAUCACCAAACGCGCUCUAGAUAUCUACUCUAACAUCGGGCACAUCAUCACCUCAAACGAAACCCUCAACCCCAGAAUCAAGAUUGUGUCAAUCAGUCCGGUGCCAGCCACAGAAGCGUCGCGGUAUCAUCUAGUUGCAACGACAGCAACCGGCUAUCGCAUCUAUCUCAGCGCCACUGGUUCAAACAGUUGGGCGCCUGCCUCGACCAACACUAGCCCUCCCACAAGUAUGCAGGCACUGCAUGUCAAGACACCGCCCGUUGAUAUCUCCCCCGGUGUGAGCGGGGUGGCACCUUCCAUCUCACUUGCUUCACCUCUUGGCGCGGUUUCCCCUUCUGCUGGUCAGAUUACCACACUUUCACCCACUCGUCUUGCCGAGCGAUAUUCCCCAGGCUAUUUCUUCUGUUUCACUACUAAGGAUGCACAGCAAAAGAUUGACACACUUUUCAUCUCAACCCCCGACUCUGGUCGGGUCGCUCAGUACCAGGAAAGUUCGGUCAGUGGUAAGGCCGCUGAGUCGGCUAUCAUCCUGGACCUGGGAGGCAAGGCAGAGGAUAUUGGUCUGGUUUCGGCACCUUCGCCGGUGACCAACGAACUGGCCGUUCAAUUCGACCACCCAGCUGCUGAGAUUGCGAUCUUGACUAAUGGCGGUGUUCAUAUCAUUCGUCGGCGCCGUCUCGUGGAUAUCUUCGCGGCUUUGCUCCGCAGCAGCGGCAACCCCCAUGAGGGACUUACCGGCGAGAUCCAAAAUUUCCUUAGAACAUAUGGACGGAGCGAAAUGUUGGCAACUGCUCUAGCCGUGGCUUGUGGCCAGGGUAUGGAGAUUUCUCCUGACCAAAGACUGACCCGAAUUACCGACCCGGAUGUCCUUGCUGCAGCACGCCAGGCCUUCAUCACCCAAGGUGGCCGAGCCCAUCUGAAUGAAAAUGCUAUUGCGGAUGGCUCAACCUCCGCUCUUGACGCAGUGCAGCCCUCUCCUCGCCACACGGGAAUCGCACUAUACAUCGCCCGUCUGUUGCGAUCUAUCUGGAAGGAGAAAAUUGCUAAGGUGGGCAAUGGACCUAACGGCGCACAGUCCGUUUCAGCGUCCGUGAGUUCCAGUAAGCUGCAGGCUGUCCAACAUGACCUCUCCUCGCUGGCAGAGUUCUUCAAGGUGAACAAGACCUUUAUCGAUGGGCUCAACGGCCCCGACGCUCUUGCCCGGGUAAACAGCAAGCAAGAAGAAGUGGCGCUGCAAGCCGAGCACCGCGCAUUACACUCACUCGUUCAGUUGGUGUCGCACACGAUUGAAGGUAUCUCAUUUAUACUCGUUCUCUUCGAUGAGCGGGUUGAUGAGAUUGUGGCUACUUUGCCAGCUGAAUCGAAAGCAAAGUUCCUCAGCCUCACCUUUGAGGAACUGUUUAGCUCCAGCAAGGGACAUGACAUUGCCAAGGAACUCGUGAAGGGCAUUGUUAACCGCAACAUUGCCAAGGGUUCCAACGUCGAGACCGUGGCCGAUGCACUUCGACGACGAUGUGGCAGUUUCUGCAGUCCAGAAGAUGUGGUGAUUUUCAAGGCGCAAGAGAUGCUGAAGCGCGCGACCGAGGCCGGUGCCAAUACGGAACUGGGCCGCAACUUGCUCAACGAGAGUCUACAUCUCUUCCAGCAGGUGGCAGAAUGUCUACCUAUGGAUUAUCUGGUUUCUGCUGUGGACAAUUUCAUUGCCAACCAGUUCUUUGCAGGUGCUAUUCAGCUUGCCCUCAACGUUGCUGCUCGGUCCGACAAGUCAAACCUUGCCUAUUCCUGGAUUAUGGAUCAGCGUCCCGAACAGGUGCUUAUCCCCCUUAUUCCCUAUGGAUCCCAGCGCCAGCUCACGCUCACAACUACCCAGGACCCCCGCAAGGAGUACUUCUAUUUCCGCAAGCAGUGCUAUGAUCUCAUCUUCAAAGUCGUGCUUGCGGUUGACAAAUUGGCUGCAUCUGAUCCCGGUCUCAUUGAUGGCCAGUUGACCACUAUUGCCAAACGCCAGAACGAGGCCUAUGGCGUGAUCUCCGAUUCCACCGAUGAAGUGUUCCUGACGAGUUUGUAUGACUGGUACCUUGAGCAGGGCUGGAACGAUCGGUUGCUGCAGACGCAAUCGCCAUUUGUGGUCACCUACCUUCAGCGCAAGUCGAACGAUGAUCUGGGCCAUGCCGAUCUACUUUGGCGGUUCUACGCCCAGUCCCAGCGAUUCUUCGAGACUGCACAGGUUCAGUUCCAUCUGGCCAAUAGUGCUUUCGUGUUGCCAUUGAGUCGUCGUAUUGAGUACCUUGGUCAAGCCCGUGCCAACGCUUCGAUUUUCACACCGGACGUCGGGCGUCAAUCAAGGCAGCGACUGCUGCAAGAGAUUUCGAAUCUCAUUGACGUGGCCAAUAUUCAGGAUGAUCUACUCCAAAGACUCAAGGAUGACGAGCGAAUUCUUCCCGAGCGGAAACCCGAGAUACUGCGCGAGGUCGACGGGCCAGUGAUGGAUAUUAGUACACUAUUCAACAAAUACGCCGACUCCGCCAGUUACCAUGACAUCUGUCUCCAAAUCUUCUACCAAGCCGACCACCGCAAUGCGGCCGACGUUAAGGGGGUCCAUGACGCCACCGUUCAACGCGGCUCACCGCAACCUUACGAAGCGGUGAUCGACAAGGUCCGCAGCCUCGGCAGUCGUCUGCGGAUGUCCGAGACUAUUUUCCCCAUCCGCGAGCUCGUCCCCAUGCUGGAGCGGUAUGCAUUGGAGUUCCAGCGUAACGUCGGCCCGGCGACCUGGGUGGUGGAUCUGUUCUUAGAUCUUGGCGUGGCGCACGAAUCCCUGUACGCUGUGCUGGAGACGAUGUACUACACCGACGAGGCGCCCUUCCACGGAUCAAACCGCCGAUUGAUUGCACACGACCUGCUGUACCUGCUGACUGGAUGGUUCCAUGAGACCGUGCGCCUGGGCGGCAUGGUUUUCGGCUCGGAUAUCGUUGCCGAGCGUGUGUCUGAGAUGCUGCUGCUCCUGCAACAGAGCGGUGUCAUUAGUGGGGGAGCAAUUGGAGAUCGCUCAUGA
Molecule: messenger RNA, 4071 nt
Organism: Penicillium mononematosum
Lineage: Eukaryota; Fungi; Ascomycota; Eurotiomycetes; Eurotiales; Aspergillaceae
Product: putative non-repetitive nucleoporin
Exons: 5
Coding region: 1-4071 (1356 amino acids)
Biological process (GO): protein import into nucleus; protein localization to nuclear inner membrane; RNA export from nucleus
Cellular component (GO): nuclear pore; nuclear pore inner ring
Molecular function (GO): structural constituent of nuclear pore
Source: RefSeq, a predicted model, not a curated record